GGUGCAUCAUUGGCACUGUGCGCUGUCUACGAGUCACAAGAGGAAGAACGUAACCUAGAGGGUGAACUGGGAGGUGGUGUCCAUCUUAUUUACACCGGUGAGCUUGUUAAAUUUUUGAUCUGUCGGAUUUUCCAAGAGCACGAAAGUUGAAAGCCGGUCUUUAGAGAUGAGCAGUUCAGAGGAAGUGUCAUGGAUCUCCUGGUUCUGUGGACUGAGAGGGAAUGAGUUUUUUUGUGAGGUGGACGAGGACUACAUCCAAGACAAGUUCAACCUGACAGGACUCAAUGAGCAGGUUCCCCACUACCGCCAGGCCCUAGACAUGAUCCUGGACCUUGAACCAGACGAGGAGCUGGAGGACAAUCCCAACCAGAGUGACCUGAUCGAGCAGGCAGCCGAGAUGCUGUACGGCCUCAUCCACGCACGCUACAUCCUCACUAACCGAGGCAUCGCACAGAUGUUGGAGAAGUACCAACAGGGAGAUUUUGGCUACUGUCCCCGGGUCUAUUGUGAAAAUCAGCCAAUGCUUCCCAUUGGCCUGUCGGACAUCCCAGGAGAGGCCAUGGUGAAGCUGUACUGUCCUAAAUGUAUGGAUGUUUACACGCCCAAGUCCUCCAGGCAUCACCACACAGAUGGAGCCUAUUUCGGCACUGGCUUCCCCCACAUGCUCUUCAUGGUUCACCCUGAGUACAGGCCAAAGAGGCCCGCCAACCAGUUUGUCCCAAGGCUGUACGGGUUCAAGAUCCACCCCAUGGCCUACCAGCUGCAGCUGCAAGCAGCCUCCAGCUUCAAGAGCCCCGUCAAGGCCAUCCGCUAGAGCGUCCGGGCCGGAGGAGGAGCGGGAAGAUUCAUAGAGAGAGGAGACGAGAAGAAUUAUCAUCAGAAGGGGGAGGGGUCACCUGCACGUAACUAAAGCUUUUCAGGUGCCCCCUCCCCACCCAGAAGACUGUUUUAUUUUGGUUUAGGUUAGGGCAAAUGAAAGUGUAAAGAUUUUCAGAGUGUGAACGACACAUAAAAACGCACAGCCACGAUCGUAAUCGCGCACACACACACACACACACACACACAUGUUCUCAUACAUUAAAAUAAAUAAAUAAAUAAAAGCAUCCACAUACUUGGGAUCCCAUGUACGUACCUUACCAAACUCAUCAGAGCCAAAAACAGGAGGUGAAGUAAGAGGAAGCUGAAUAAUACAGGAGCUCCACACUGCUGCUGCUGCUCCAUCUUCUUCUUCUUCUGCUCACUCACUUUACGAGCCCACUGAUGAGAAAAUUAUGUAACUGGUGGGUGACGCUAAAGGGAACUUGUCGCCGUCGGAACGGCUUUGUGUCGAGGGAUGUCAGACAGAAAGUGCAACAGCAGGGUCAGUUGUCACCUCUGGCUCUGUGAUUGUUCUGUAUUUGGCACAGUUUGGUUAAAGAGUGGUGGUAAACCCCUCGGUCAUUGGAAGCCUCCACACCCCAACGCAUGUACACUCAGGCUGGCGUUCGCAGAGACAGUUCGGACGAUGGCGACAGGUGUGUUUUUCUUUGUUUUGUUUUGUUUUCCCCCGUCAUUUCAUUGUUCUUACAUUGACUCACUGGUUUGUCUGCUGUUCUGUGGUGUCGCAGCACAAAACGUUCUGUUGAAUUUGCCUUAAAGUUCAGACAAAACGCCCGAAUCGUUGACACAAGUAUUAGUUAAAUAUUUUUUAAAACUGUGCUGUUUUAGAGGAGGUAAAGUAGACAUGAAUUAAACUAGUGUGAAUUUCUGAGUCAUUCUGAACAUUGUAAUCAGCCUGUGUCAUCUGUCCAGCUGUCUGUAUUGGUACCUUAGUGAACAUAUAACCUGCGAGACUCGUGCCAUCCCCCCUCCGUCGCUGCAGUUUGUGUUGUCACCGUCAUUCCCUCAGAGAAACAGUUUGACAUUUUGGGAUGCAUGGAGUAUUUCCUUUCUGGCUGAGAGAAAAGAGAUGGCGUCAGUCUCCUCGUCUGACUGCGCCUGAGAACAAACAUUUCCCUGAAUGUCAAACUAGUCCUCUAAAGAUCAAGGAUGGAGACUACAGAGAAAGAGGAAUUUAGACAAUCUGAAUCCUUCAGCUCACUCCGCCACUGCACUGAUCCUACUGUUGUCUCCACAGCACAGUCUCAUUAUUUAUAUUCAGGUUUAGAGACCAUCAGACCAGCUGCUUUAGUUUUGUUUCCCAUUUAUUUCUGAAACGGCGAGGCAGACGCUCGGCUGCCCUCCCUUCACCCUCCACUUUACUUUUUGUGUGACUGGAACAGAUUGUUUGUUUUGGAUUUCAUGAUACAAGAGGAGCGGUAUUUAUGUGUCCAGAUUUUAACUGAUGUUUAUCUGUGUUGUUGUCUCUCUGCUACUGCGGAAAGGGUGAGCAGGAUUCAGAAUUCUCAAUAAACUUCUAUUUUCUUUUCAUA
This is a messenger RNA of Scatophagus argus, 2411 nucleotides long. RefSeq names its product casein kinase 2, beta polypeptide (gene csnk2b). Gene Ontology annotation, cellular component: protein kinase CK2 complex; cytoplasm. The transcript is spliced from 7 exons. Gene Ontology annotation, molecular function: protein kinase regulator activity. Lineage: Eukaryota; Metazoa; Chordata; Actinopteri; Scatophagidae. The coding region runs from base 167 to 814 and encodes 215 amino acids. The record is from RefSeq and is a predicted model, not a curated record.